Molecule: messenger RNA, 1369 nt
Organism: Drosophila elegans
Lineage: Eukaryota; Metazoa; Arthropoda; Insecta; Diptera; Drosophilidae
Gene: sinah
Product: probable E3 ubiquitin-protein ligase sinah
Exons: 1
Coding region: 177-1238 (353 amino acids)
Biological process (GO): proteasome-mediated ubiquitin-dependent protein catabolic process; multicellular organism development
Cellular component (GO): cytoplasm
Molecular function (GO): ubiquitin protein ligase activity; ubiquitin conjugating enzyme binding; zinc ion binding
Source: RefSeq, a predicted model, not a curated record
CUCUGGCAGUGCAGUAACUGUGUGUCCUUACAGAUUCCAUGCUUUUCAAUACAGAUUAGUUUUUAAAACAGAACGAAAUUUCAGUGUUUAGAAAAUAGUAAAAAAAUUAUAUAUCGGAAAGUCUUUUGAGUUCAUUUGGUUGUUAAAUAGAGAUUGGUAUUUCAUCUGAAGAAUAGAUGCCUUUUGGGAGCCUAAGUAAAGCGCUAAAGUCCCGUGAGGAUCGCAAAAGUGUAUCAAGGACUCCUCCAACUGUGAUUGGUGAGAUGUUGACAAGUCGUCCAUCGGCUUCGGCUUUAGCCAUUCCGCUGGAGGAGGGAACGCCACUUAUGGUGGCUAAGCAGGAAUCCCCAGAUACGACUGUGGGAGGCGAACUGGUGACCUUGCGGAAUGACAACCAGGUGAUGGUUCAGUCGGGAGCCGAGCGUCGGAGGCCUUUGGAGGCAACACGAAGGGGGGGCUUGGACGAGUUCCUGGUCUCGCUGCUCGAGUGUCCCGUGUGCUUCAGCUACAUAAUGCCACCGAUUAUGCAGUGCUCUUGUGGCCACUUGAUCUGCGCCACCUGCCGCCAGAAGGUGUCCCUGUGCCCCGUCUGCCGGGUGUCCAUGACCAACAUCCGGAGCCUGGCCAUGGAGAAGGUGGCCUCCAAGCUGAUCUUCCCCUGCAAGCACUCGCAAUCCGGCUGCCUUGCCCGGCUCUCGUAUGCGGAGAAGAGGAGCCACGAGGAGGACUGCGACUGUCGGCCGUACUUCUGCCCCUAUCCGGAUGACAAGUGCGUCUGGCAGGGGCCGCUGAGUGCCGUGUACCAGCACCUGGUGAGCACCCACGAGAACGUGAUCACCAUGGAGGGCAACGACAUCAUCUUCCUGGCCACCAACGUGAAUCUGGAGGGCGCCCUCGACUGGACCAUGGUGCAGUCCUGCCACGGACGGCACUUCCUGCUCUCCCUGGAGAAGAUCAAUCUGGCCGAGGGAUGUCAGCAGUACUUCACCGCCUGUCGCAUGAUCGGCACCAUGAGGGAUGCGGCCGACUUCGUCUACAACAUCUCGCUGGAGGCCAACAAUCGCACCCUGCGCUGGCAGUCCAAGCCAAGAUCAAUCCGUGAGAGCUUCGUCUCGUUCACGCAUGCCGACUUCCUGGUGCUCAACAAGUCCACCGUCGAGCUUUUCUCGGAGGACGGCAAUCUGGCCCUGAACGUGGUCAUCAGAAAAGUGCAGGACACCAGUGAAAUCCUUAACUAAGCACAUAGGAUCUUUAGUCCCCUCAAAUAUCGAACUUCUACCCAAUUUGAUAGCUGUCAAUGUGCUCAUAUAUGUAUAUACACAUGCAUAUCAAAUAAAUAUAUUGUAUGUGCCCAAUGGAUUCCCUAAAA